Durusdinium trenchii is the source of this 2614-nucleotide messenger RNA. The record is from the annotation of a GenBank genome assembly. Lineage: Eukaryota; Dinophyceae; Suessiales; Symbiodiniaceae.
CCAAAACAUUCAUCCCACCCUGUUGAUCUGGCGAAACGCGCGCCAUGCUGUCCAAACUGGCGAAGCUUGGUGGGCCAUUGGACUGUUCGACGCGGCUCAAGCCCAUCACCCAGCUAAGUCCGCUGGUCACUGGAGCGGCCAGACCCUCCUCCCUGCUAAAUCGAGCCGGUCGACCUCUUGGUCGACGACUCUGUUCAAGUCAAGGGAACCAGAAGCCUCCUAAGGGCUUCAAGAAGUAUUACGAAAAAGAGCCCACCCAGACUCAGAGCAGAGGAGGCAAGGAGGCGGAAGCGAAGGAGGCGAAGCCUUCGUCCAAGUCAGGCUCCCAGAAGGGGAAGAACGGGAAGGAACCGAAGCCUCCGGAGGGCAGCCCCCAAAGACAGCAGGUCCGACUCCUGCUCCUGACAACUGCUGGCGUGCUGACUGCCAUGGUUGUGGGCCAAGAGAAGAAACCUGAAGGCGAAGAAAUCACCCUCCAGGAGUUGCUGAGAGAUUAUUUGACCAAGGGCUCAGUGGACAAGAUCCAAAUUGUCAACAAGAGCUUUUGCCGCGUCCAUCUGCGAUCCGACACCACCGUCACCGAGUCGUCGGAAGUUCCGUCCGCUGGAAGUGCUGCGAGGACGUUGAUCAUUCAGUUGGGCAGCCCAGAGACCUUUGAAGCCAAGCUGGAACAGGCUCAACAUGACUUGGGAAUCCCAACGGUGGACUAUGUGCCUGUUCAGUACAUAGAGGAGUCGGAUUGGCGCUCCGACAUUCUGCCUCAUUUGCCCACUGCACUCUUCGUGGUUUUACUCUUCAUGGGCUUAAGCUCCAUGGCCAGCAUGGGCGCCAGUGGCAUGCCGGGCGGUCCGGGUGCAGGCCCAGGGGGGCGGAACAUCUUCAGCAUCGGCAAGGCCUUCCCACAGGGGGCCAAGGACCUGAAGUCCAAGGUGAAGUUCCCUGACGUCGCCGGGUUGGACCAGGCCAAGUCGGAAGUGAUGGAGUUUGUAGACUUCCUGCAGAGCCCCACCAAGUACCAGCAGCUAGGAGCUCGAGUUCCUCGGGGUGGACUUCUUGUUGGUCCACCCGGGACCGGGAAGACCUUGUUGGCCAAGGCAGUUGCUGGUGAGGCAGACGUGCCCUUCUUCUCCAUGAGCGGCUCGGACUUUAUUGAGAUGUUCGUGGGUGUGGGACCCUCGCGUGUCCGUGACCUCUUUCAGCAGGCUCGUGCACAAUCGCCAUCGAUUGUGUUUAUUGAUGAGAUUGAUGCAGUGGGCCGACGGCGUGGGAAAGGCGGCUUUGGAGGUGGCGGCAAUGAUGAGCGAGAGAAUACUCUCAAUCAGCUCCUGGUAGAAAUGGAUGGCUUUUCGUCAGGCACCGGUGUAGUGGUCCUCGCGGGCACCAAUCGCGUGGACAUCCUGGACCCCGCGCUGACGCGUCCGGGGCGCUUCGAUCGGCAAAUUGCCAUUGAGAAGCCCGACCUGGCGGAAAGAGAGCAGAUCUUUAUGGUUCACCUGAAACCCAUCAACCUACAAGAAGGCCUAGCAGUUGAAGAUGUGGCGAAGAGGAUGGCAUCUCUCACACCGGGCUUUGUUGGUGCAGACAUUGCCAACGUUUGCAAUGAAGCAGCCAUUUUCGCGGCAAGGCGAACGGCUGAGCAUGUCGAGAUGCAAGACUUCGAGCAAGCCACGGAGCGAGUCCUGGGAGGUUUGCCGAAGCAGAACGGCCUCAUGAGCCCUGCGGAGAAGAAGACGGUGGCCCUGCACGAGUCAGGUCAUGCGGUGGCAGGCUGGUUCCUGGAACAUGCAGAUCCUCUACUGAAAGUCUCCAUUGUUCCUCGGAGCAGUGGAGCGUUGGGCUUUGCUCAGUAUCUACCGCAAGAGAUGAGCCUUUUCUCCAAAGAGGCCAUCCUCGACAAGAUCGCUGUGGCGCUGGGGGGUCGCGCGGCGGAGGACCUCUUUGUGAAACGCAUCACCACUGGGGCGUCGGACGACUUGGACAAGGUGACAAAAAUGGCGUACUCCAUGGUAGCUGUCUAUGGAAUGAACGCUGAGCUUGGUUUGGUGUCCUAUGGCCAGAAUAAUGCGAGUGAACAGUUCUACAAGCCAUACAGUGAAGAGACCGGACGCAAGAUCGACGAGCAGACCAAAGGUAUUGUGGAAGAGCAAUACAGUCGGGUCAAGGCACUGUUGGCAGAGCAGGGGGAGAAGCUGCAAGCUUUGGCAGAGAGGCUCGCUGAGAAAGAGACUUUGGUCUAUCAUGAUCUCGUGGAGGUCUUGGGCGAGCGUCCCCAUCCGAUCAAAGCUGAGCUGUCCAAGUUCGUGACGGCAGGUGCCAACCCUUUCACAGUGCAAACGGCGACGGAAGUGUCGGAAGAAACGUCCGAAAGCGCUGAGAGCAAGGAGGAGUGAGGAGGAGUCAGGCUUCUCAGCACUGCUGAAGCAGACUGCGAGAUAGAGCCGCUGACUCUGACCGAGAGACCACAGAGAGACCUCAGACCCAGGCGAGCUGCCAGAUGUUCUGUUUUCCCAGAGCCCUAGAGGCCCAUCCAAUGGCCAUAGUGCUGAUUGAGGCUCCUCUUGUGAGACAGCCUGAAAGACUGGCUUGCCGGCCCCCCCCAGAACCCCAUCUUGGC